AUGGCUUCCGAGGAUCCAUUCGUGAAUGGCUCAGAGAAGCCAGAUCCAACGGGCACAAUGAGCAAUCCCAGCUCAAUUAUUGCCAGAGAUCAAGACUCCGAUAUUAAGAAUGAGAAGUUUGCACUUGGCCGACGAGGUCAAUUAGUGUUCUUCACCUUGGCCGUUCUUACUCUAAUGGCUGCUCUGGAUGGGACCUCUCUUUCUGUUGCUUUACCGACAAUUGCCAAGGCCUUGAAUGGCACAGCUAUUGAAGCUUUCUGGAGUGGAACGUCAUUCCUGCUUUCCUCGACAGUCUUUCAGCCUAGCUUCGCAUCGCUCUCAAACAUAUUCGGUCGCCGCCCGAUGGUUCUUAUUGCCAUCCUCUUCUUCUGUGUUGGUGCCAUCAUUGCUGCCGUUGGCAACAACUUCACGUACAUGUUGGUGGGCCGAACGAUCCAGGGCGUCGGGGGAGGUGGUAUUAUUGCCCUGAGUGAGAUUAUUGUCACAGACCUCAUCCCAUUGAGAUAUCGCGGUCAAUAUUUUGGUAUUCUGAGUGCUAUGUGGAGUCUUGGCUCUGUGACAGGACCUAUUCUAGGUGGAGGCUUCGCCGAAAAUGUGACUUGGCGGUGGAUCUUCUACAUCAACUUCCCGUUCAUCGGAUUUGGUGCCCUCUUUGUGGUGCUCUUCUUGAAGCUCAGCAUCCUUCCAAGCUCUCUGGUCGAGAAGCUUCGUCGCAUUGACUACGUCGGAACCUUCCUGUUCGUUGGCAGCAUGUCAUCAUUCUUGAUUCCCUUGACCUGGGGUGGAGUCUCAUAUGCUUGGGACUCGUGGCAUACUCUCGUACCGUUGAUUAUUGGUGCUGCUGGAUUACUCGUCUUCGCUUUCUACGAAUACCGUUUUGCCGCUGAUCCAAUUAUCCCUCCAAAGGUGUUCCGCAACCGUACCGCAACAGUGUCCUUCAUCGGAAGUGUCUUGCAAGGUCUGAUACUGUGGUGCACCUUGUACUAUCUUCCGCUGUAUUAUGAGGCUGUGAAGGAGUAUAGCCCGAUCAUCUCUGGGGUCGCACUUUUCCCGGAAACCUUCACAGUCGCUCCGAGUGGCAUGGCGGCAGGUAUUCUCAUCACCAUUACAGGCCACUAUCGUUGGGCAAUCUGGCUUGGCUGGGUAGUUUCUACCAUCGGUUUGGGGUUGAUGUGCAUCAUCAAAUCUUCGACAAGCAUUGCAGGCUGGAUUUUACUCAAUGUUGUUCCGGGUAUAGGACUCGGUCUCCUCUUCCCCUCGCUCGGCUAUGCCGUACAGGCAUCAGCAACCUCAGACAACUUGGCGAUUGCAGUCGCGAUGUUUAGCUUCUUCCGCGCACUGGGUCAGGCAAUCGGCGUGGCGGUUGGUGGUGUUGUCUUCCAAAAUCGCAUGCGCCAUAACCUGUUGAGGUAUCCUGCUCUUGCGCCCAUGGCCGAUGCUUACAGUCAAGAUGCAGCUGGCCUGGUUCAGAUCAUCAAGGGGAUGGCAGAUGGUGUUAACAAAUCCGAUCUUAAGGAUGCAUACACAGACAGUUUGCGAAUUGUGUGGGCUGUUUGCUGUGCGAUCUCGGGCGUUGCACUUCUAUUCAGUUUAUUGACCGAGUCCUAUGACCUCGACCAGACCUUGGACACAAACCAGGGUCUCCGUGGACCAGAUGAGAAUGAGACCAGUGAGAAGGAUCUUGAGGCCUCUGCCGACAAAGCCGUUCAACAGAAUACACCUUGGGCCUACUAA
Messenger RNA from Penicillium daleae, 1734 nucleotides. RefSeq lists its product as uncharacterized. Bases 1 to 1734 code for a protein of 577 amino acids. Lineage: Eukaryota; Fungi; Ascomycota; Eurotiomycetes; Eurotiales; Aspergillaceae. Gene Ontology annotation, biological process: transmembrane transport. Gene Ontology annotation, molecular function: transmembrane transporter activity. The record is from RefSeq and is a predicted model, not a curated record. The transcript has 4 exons.